AUGCAGCAGGCGUUCACGGACCCGCUUGUGGAUCUUGCAUCCGUCUCUUUCCAGCACCCGCGCGGCAAGGGCGUGGCGAGCGGGAUACAUGACGUCAGCCUCCGCGUGAACGGCGGUGAUCGCGUUCUCGUCGUGGGGCACAACGGCAGCGGCAAGUCAACGCUUCUCUCCCUCAUUGCGGGGCGGCGAAAGGCUGCGACUGGCCGCGCCACUGUGCUUGGCUCCGACGCCUUUGAUAACACGCGUCUGCAGCAGCACGUGACGCUCAUUGGCCAGCCGUGGCCGGCCGAGGCCUUCUUCACCACCACCGUCGACCACGUGGCCACCCCGGCGCCGCUGCCGGAACGGAGGCGACAAGUGGCGGGUGCUCUUCACCUCAACUUGGGGCGCGUCGUCAGCAGUAUGAGUUCCGGCGAGAGGCGACGAGUUCAGAUCCUCCACGGGCUGUUGCAGAAGAGCCGCGUCUACUUGCUUGAUGAAUGCAGCACCGACAUCGAUGUUGCCGAGCGAAAAACCGUGUUGGACCUUGUGAAGUCCGAGUGCGUUGCUGAUAAAAGCUGUUGCUUGUACGCAACCCACAUCUUGGAUGGCGUGAGUGACUGGGCGACGCACCUCCUCUUGCUUCAGAAGGGCACGGUGGUCGAUUUUAAAAGGGUAUCUGACGUCAACGAGCCCUUGGAGGAGUUUGUGUGCCGCUUUCUCGCCAGGCAUCAUCACCACCGCUUUGGCGACACCAACACGCAGGGACACACAGACAAUGAGUGCCACGGCCAAGAGAAGACGACAGAGACAUUGUCUCCUCUGUAUUUGGAAAAGGAGGCUGUCAUCGUGUGCGACCGACUACAAUAUAGGGAUGUAUUUCACGAGCUUUCCUUCACUGUCUACGGAGGGGAGCGUGUGUUGCUUUGUGGAUGCAACGGCUCCGGUAAGUCGACUCUGCUGAACAUGAUGGGCGGAAAGCAGUUCUUCAACAACCGCGCCGGAUCGCUCCGCAUUCUUGGGAAGACCGCUUACGAUGACAUGACGCUAAAUGGGCUCGUUGCGUUCGGCGGCGACUGGUGGGCUGCCGCGCCGCCGGGGGAAAUGCACGUGCAUGAGAUGAUUCAACUCAAAACUUCACGGGCGGAGCGGUUAUGCGAACUUCUUGAGGUGGACAUGUCUUGGGACGUCCGCCACAUUUCCGCAGGUGAGCAGAAGCGUGUGCAGCUUCUUUUUCACUUACUAGAAGACAAACCUGUCGUUCUUCUCGAUGAAGCCACUUCCGAUCUCGAUCUCGACCAACGCCACGGCCUGCUAUCAUUUCUGUACUUUGAAAGCGUUAAUCGGGGUGUGACUGUCGUGUACGCAACGCACAUUUUCGGCGGUCUUGAGGGUUGGCCCUCGGCUGUUGUGAUGCUUGACCGGACCAAGCGUGGUCUCCAUGCCUUUUGGCGCGGAAAGGAUUUGAAAUGGGGGGAAGUUAUUGAUGAGCUUUUUGCUUUAAAGAGCAGGGAGAAAUUCUGA
Trypanosoma conorhini is the source of this 1503-nucleotide messenger RNA. RefSeq names its product putative ABC transporter. Bases 1 to 1503 code for a protein of 500 amino acids. NCBI's taxonomy places the organism in Eukaryota, Euglenozoa, Kinetoplastea, Trypanosomatida, Trypanosomatidae. The record is from RefSeq and is a predicted model, not a curated record. Gene Ontology annotation, molecular function: ATP binding; ATP hydrolysis activity. The transcript has a single exon.